Messenger RNA from Saccharomycopsis crataegensis, 603 nucleotides. Its product is annotated as uL13 family ribosomal protein. Gene Ontology annotation, cellular component: cytosolic large ribosomal subunit; ribosome. Bases 1 to 603 code for a protein of 200 amino acids. The record is from RefSeq and is a predicted model, not a curated record. Gene Ontology annotation, molecular function: structural constituent of ribosome; mRNA binding. NCBI's taxonomy places the organism in Eukaryota, Fungi, Ascomycota, Saccharomycetes, Ascoideales, Saccharomycopsidaceae. Gene Ontology annotation, biological process: negative regulation of translation; translation. The transcript is spliced from 2 exons.
AUGAGUACUUUCGAACCAGUUGUUGUCAUUGACGGUAAGGGUCACCUUUUGGGUCGUCUCGCCUCCACUGUUGCCAAGCAAUUGUUGGAUGGUCAAAAGAUUGUUGUUGUCAGAGCUGAAUCUCUCAACAUUUCUGGUGAAUUCUUCAGAAACAAGUUGAAGUACUACGACUACUUGAGAAAGGGUACCAGAUUCAACAAGACUCGUGGUCCAUUCCACUUCCGUGCCCCAUCUAGAAUCUUCUUCAAGGCUGUCAAGGGUAUGGUCCAACACAAGACUGCCAGAGGUAAGGCUGCUUUGGAAAGAUUGAAGGUCUUCGAAGGUGUCCCACCACCAUACGACAAGAAGAAGAGAGUUGUUGUCCCACAAGCUCUCAGAGUCUUGAGAUUGAAGCCAGGUAGAAAAUACACCACCAUUGGUAAGUUGUCUUCCGAAGUUGGCUGGAAAUACGAAGACGUUGUCGCCAAGUUGGAAGAAAAGAGAAAGGUUAAGUCUGCUGAAUAUUACGCCAAGAAGAAGGCUUUGAUCAAGAAGCAAUCCGCUGCCGUCGCUGCCGUUGCCGAAACCAAGGUUGGUAAAGAAUUGGCUGCUCUCGGUUACUAA